AUUCCGAUGCCUUCCUUAAUCCUUCUUUCUCAAUUCUCUGCGCUCCCAAACUCAAAUCUGAUCUGAUCAAUCAUACAACGAGAUUCUCGACAUCAGAUAAUAGAGAAGCAAAAACAUUAAAUCAUAAGUUUGUUUGAGAGAGGAAACUAGGAAAGGAAGAAAUCCAAGCAACAAUGCGCGACGAAAAAUCGGCAGCACGUGAUCACAAGGAAACCCAGGGAAUGCGUGAAGAUAUUGACGAGGAAACGGCAUUGGAUGAUGUCAAAGCCCCAAAUCUGUUUGAGCGAGCGAAAGAGGAGGUUGAGGCUCUCAUCCAAACAAUUCAUUCCAAGAACGAGUCUCCAACUCAUGGAACAAGCAGAGAGAAAGGCAGAAAGGAAGAGCGCAAUCAGGAGAACCCGAAUUCUGGGCCAGAUUGUGAUGUCAGGAAACCUAAUUUUAUUGAGAAAGCUAAGGAAACCAUUGAAAAAAUCAUGCACCAUGAGAAGUCUCCACACCAUCAUCACAAAGAAACACAUGGCAUGAGCGAUGACAUUGACGAGAGUACUCCAAUCGAUGAGGUUAAGGGUCCAAGUGUUUUUGAAAGAGCAAAAGAAGAAAUUGAGGCUGUUUUUCAGGGGAUUCAUCCUAAGAAAGAGCAUUAAAAAAAAUUAUUAUAUUUAUAUAUUUUUCUUCCCUCACCAAGAAUGGAUGGGUGAAUUUGGGGUUCAAUAUAUAUUGGUAAAGGGUUUGUAAAGAUCGUGCUCCCCUAAGUCACAAGAAUGGUGAUAUAAAAUUGAUAUGACUUGAUAUUUGCUUUUCAUUGCUUAAAGUGUUUAGCUCUGAAAUCCAUUAAGGCUUAAAAGUUCUGAGUUUUUGUUUGUAAGAUUUGUGUGAAGAAAAAUGUUACUUAAGGUUUAGCUAGAGGAAAUGUGGACAUUGGAGUUGAUCAUGUACAUGCCCUUUGAGAAGCUAGAGAUGAUUGUAUUGUUUUGUAUACUUGAAAGCCACCCUUUAUAAGGGAACCCAAAAAGGAUCUAUAUAUUGUACUUAUUUAUAGAAUGAACAAAAGUGCUCAUUUUU
Molecule: messenger RNA, 1062 nt
Organism: Morus notabilis
Lineage: Eukaryota; Viridiplantae; Streptophyta; Magnoliopsida; Rosales; Moraceae
Exons: 4
Coding region: 174-644 (156 amino acids)
Source: RefSeq, a predicted model, not a curated record